CCUCACUCUGCUUCAGUCGCUGCUGGGCGAAGCAACCAAGCAAAUUAAUCAGCUCCCCAAGAUACAUACAUACAUACAGAAACACAGGAGAGAUCAGAGAGGGCUUCCUCUUUUCAUCCAGGAGAAGCGAAACACAAGAAGAAGGAAAACGAAGCAGAGAUCUCGAGGAAGCUCUGCUGCUGGGUUCCCAUCCACCAGCAGGUUCAGAAGCUCCAAAUAAUGUUGGACAGAAGAUGGCAGGGUCUAGCCAUGCUUCUGCUCAUCUGUCUUCUCUGCAACGCAUCAGGGAGUUUUGUUGGCGCCAACAUGAUCCCUUCGCCGGAGAACUCGCCGUCGGAGUUCGCCAAGAUUGUUCAGUCUAAGCAGACCAAGCAGGCGCGCGUGUUCAGCGGCGGCGCGGAUCAUCGGUCGCUGCGGUCGCUGGCGAACACCGGCGAGGAGGUCAUCCUCACCGUCCCCAACGACCAGCUCGAGCACAUCGCCGAGUUCCCGGAGGAGGCAGAGCUCUGGGUCGCCGCCAACGUCGUGCGGUUCCUCCCGGCGACCAGGAUUACGCACGUCGUGGCCGGCGACGACGUCCUGGUCAGGUCCCCCGGGAGCGCGUACUUCCUCGUCCCGGCGAUGAUCAACCUCCACUCCGCGCUCGCCGCGGCGCGCCUCGACGGCCGCGUGAAGGUGUCGAGCGCGGUGUCCGGGGAGGCGCUGGCUGCUCCUCCGGCGUGGGCCGCCGCCGUGGCCGAGGGCGUCCUCCGGUUCCUGAACGCGACUGGCGCGCCGCUGUUCCUCGAGUCCCGGCCGUCGGAGGCCACGGACACCAAGGUCGACGCGGCGUACGCCGCGAUGCGGGCGCUGGGGUUCCCGGGGGCCAUCCCGGUGAUCGCGGCGCCGAUCGGGACGGAAGAGCUCCCGGCGGCGGCAGCGGCGGUGGUGUACCACAGCUACCUGCUGAUGAUGCCGCACGGCGGCGGCGGCGUGCCGCGGCGGGCGCUGGCGACGGCGGGGACGUUCUGCGUGGCGCUGCAGAACGCGGACCCGGCGGCGCUGCAGGCCGGGCUGAGCUGGGCGUGCGGCCCCGGCCAGGCCGACUGCUCGGCGAUCCAGCCCGGCGGCCCGUGCUUCAAGCAGAACAACCUGCCGGCGCUCGCCUCCUACGCCUACAACGACUACUACCAGAAGAUGGCCAGCACCGGCGCCACCUGCUCCUUCAACGGCACCGCCACCACCACCACCGCCGACCCCAGUUCAGGAUCAUGCGUGUUUGCAGGAAGCUCUAUGGCGGGAGGCUCGAACACGAGCGUGCCGGGAGCCAGCCCUCCGACCACCGUCGCCCCACCGGCCGGCUUCACGCCGCCGGCCGGCACCAGCCCUCCGACAGACUUCAGCCCGCCGUCGGCCGGCACGACCCCUCCGACCGGCUUCAGCCCGCCGGCGGGCGGCGGCUUCGGCCCGCCGGGGAGCUUCAACGGGAGCGGGUCCUUCGGCCCCAGCAGCACGUUCAGCCCUUACGCCGGCGGCCACCGCGACGGCGUCUCCCGCGCUCGCCUGGGCGCCAUUGUCCUCGCCGUGCUUCUUCUGUCCAUCGAUCUCAUGUGAAAUUACCGUGUGUAAAUUUAAGAAAAUUCGUUGUAUGUUCUUGAUCGAGAAGUUGCUGGUCUCGGUAGGCGGCAGAUUGGAUUAUGCACACUGAAAAAUUAGGAGUAUAUAUAU
Oryza brachyantha (malo sina) is the source of this 1707-nucleotide messenger RNA. RefSeq names its product glucan endo-1,3-beta-glucosidase 4-like. Gene Ontology annotation, cellular component: plasma membrane. The record is from RefSeq and is a predicted model, not a curated record. Bases 220 to 1593 code for a protein of 457 amino acids. The transcript is spliced from 5 exons. Gene Ontology annotation, biological process: carbohydrate metabolic process. Gene Ontology annotation, molecular function: hydrolase activity, hydrolyzing O-glycosyl compounds. Lineage: Eukaryota; Viridiplantae; Streptophyta; Magnoliopsida; Poales; Poaceae.